Cantharellus anzutake is the source of this 1380-nucleotide messenger RNA. RefSeq lists its product as uncharacterized. The transcript has 2 exons. The coding region runs from base 193 to 1299 and encodes 368 amino acids. The record is from RefSeq and is a predicted model, not a curated record. Lineage: Eukaryota; Fungi; Basidiomycota; Agaricomycetes; Cantharellales; Hydnaceae.
CUCAAGAUGGUUCUCAUGUCGCCCUUGGUUUUGGAAGCGGAAUUAUUGAAGUUGCGGACAUUGACCAUCAACGUACAAUCUCUCGCUUCCAAUGCAAUCCCCCCAAGCCCCCAGUUUGGAUAGAAUUUAUCGGUGGUGGUAAUGUUCAGAUUGCCACCGAGGACACUGAUGGAAAUAUCUCCUUUCUGAGUCAUGGCACUCCCUCGAAAUCAAGAUGAGAAUUGGUACGGAAACGUGGCACUCUUAUGUUUUUCAGGAGAGCCAUCCACCCAGCUUCUUGCAUCUCCUCCUGCUCCUUCCGAUCCACCUCCCUCCAAUCCUCUGUCUCCUUCUGAUCCUCUGUCUCCUUCUGAUCCUCUGUCUCCUUCUGAUCCUCCAUCUCCUUCCGAUCCUCCGUCUCCUCCGUCUCCUUCUGAUCCUCCAUCUCCUUCCGGUCCUCUGUCUCCUUCCAAUUCUCCAUCUCCUUCCGAUUCUUCGUCUCUUUCCGAUCCUCUAUCUCCUUCUGAUCCUCUGUCUCCUUCCGAUUCUCCAUCUCCUUUCAAUCCUCCGUCUCCUUCCAAUUCUCCAUCUCCUUUCGAUUUUCCGUCUCUUUCCGAUCCUCCAUCUCCUUCCGAUCCUCAUUACUAUUUAUCCUCUCCUCCACGUCACACAGCUGGAUUCUCUCCUGGAGACCGAUAUGCAGGUGCUUUCGACAUGAACUGCGCUUUCGUCUGGUCAAUGGACACAUAUGAGGUGAUUGCUCAAUAUCGCGUGCAAGAUUUCAACUUUUGGAUUUUCAAUUCUGGCCAUGUACCUCCUCUCCCAUAUCUCGUUCCUACGCCUGUACUUGGUGACCAUGUCGUUCAUUCGAUUCCAGAAGAGCUUGCGACUCAUGUACAAAGUUCCAAGCCAGAUCCCAGCCAUAGCGCGGAUGAAUCCUGGCUGAAGUGCCCCUUUUAUAACCUCUCGCCAAACGCAGACCUCACAAGUGAAAAGCUCGCUGCGCUCUUUUCCCCAGUGCUAGGGGAGGCCCCAUUAAUUAUCACUGGCGGCCUCGGUAACUUGUGUGCACAGGUCUCGUUUGAUGGAGAAUUCGAACUCAGUGUCCACCCCAAGUACAGCCCAGUCUUUGAAAAUAUAUUCAGCCUAGUCUUUGAAGGCAAACAUCCCUCCAGACCCUGGUAUGGUGAUCAUGUGUUCUGGGAUUGGGGGACAUCUCUUCCAUUUUACCUUCCUCGGGCCAGCAAGGAUGGAACCCGAUUUCUGCUCCAGGGCAAGCUCAGAGCUCCGGUGGUCAUCGAUAUCAGCAAAGUCGUUUAGUGCCCCAAAUGCAUGCCCAUAAUUUCUCUCCUUGACUGUCUUCCAAUUCACAGAGUAUUGAAUCGGGAAUUGUGAUAGUUG